UGCGUCCUCCGGAACAGGGGGAUGUGUUGACAUUUCAGCAGUGUGUCUUUGAAUGGUUACCGACACCGGAAAGUAGUGGACGUAAACCAGUAAAAGUAUUUGGGGACCGCAGACUUAUGUAUUUUGUCUGUGAAGGUUUUUUUCCAGCGGGAGACAAAACAUUGAAGCCGUGUAGCGUGGAGGUGAGUCAUAAUGGCCCAGUGGAUACCAGAUGAGGUCCUGAUGAAUACUGCACUGAUUAAAGACUUGGCGGAUGUGGCAAAAGAUGCAGCGCUUCUGCAGGGUGUCCUAAUGAGAAUCCAUGAGGCCUCAAACUCCUCUGAGCUGGUGACUUACGCUCCAUUCACACUCUUCCCCACGGCAGUACCAAAGGCUGUGUUCCAACAGGCUCUGGCAGUGCAGAUUCACUACAACACGCUGGUGGACAAGAUCAGCCAGGAUCCAGACUUUCUAAAAGAGGCUCUAGCUAGCACCAUUGCAGUGGAUGAUUUCACUGCGAGGUUGUUCAGGAUCCACCAACAGAUCCUGGAAGAAGGAAGGUCUCAGUCUGUUGUGUUGGGUCUCAAUCGGUCCGACUACAUGCUGGACCAGAGAGAGGACGGGACGUCGUCUCUGAAGCAGAUAGAGAUCAACACCAUCGCUGCCAGUUUUGGUGGUCUCUCAUCGCGCACGCCAGAUGUACACCGACAGAUCCUGAGGCUGGCCGGACGGAUGCAGGAGAGUCAGUGCAUCCUAGACAACAACCCUGCGGCAGGUCUGGCUGUGGCGGUUGCAAAAGCCUGGGACCUUUAUGGAUCACAAGGGGCAGUCGUCAUGUUCCUGGUGGAAGGCGAACAAAGGAACAUCUUGGAUCAGCGAUAUGUUGAGAAAGAACUGUGGAAGAGAAACAUUCCCACAAUAAGAAGGCGCUUUGACGACGUUUAUGAAACAGGACGCCUCGAUCAGGACAAGAGGCUCUUUGUUGGUGGCCAAGAGGUUGCAGUGGUGUACUUCAGGGACGGCUAUAUGCCACAGAACUAUGCUUCUGAACAGGCCUGGGAUGCUCGUCUUCUGAUGGAGCGCUCCCUGGCUGUGAAGUGUCCAGAUAUCGGUACCCACCUGGCCGGAACCAAGAAAGUCCAGCAGGUACUUACAAGACCUGGAGUUCUGGAGAAGUUCUUCCCCGAGCAGCCUGAAGCAGUGGAGCAGAUCAGAGCAACGUUCGCUGGCCUCUACAAUCUAGACAUGGGCCCAGAGGGUGACAAAACAGUAGCAAUGGCUUUGGCAGCACCAGAUCGAUUUGUCCUGAAGCCUCAGCGAGAAGGAGGAGGUAACAACAUUUAUGGAUCUGAGAUCUGCCAGGUCCUGGAGGCAGUGAAGGGGAGCACAGAGAGGAUGGCCUACAUUCUGAUGGAUAAGAUCCAUCCCACCCCAGUGCAGAACUACCUGCUGAGACGAGAUGCUCCCCUCAAAAUCAGUAACUGUCUCAGUGAGCUGGGAGUGUUUGGAGCCUAUGUCCGGCGGGGUAAAGACAUGGUGAUGAAUGAGUGCGUGGGUCAUCUGCUGAGGACCAAGAGUUCAGAACACUCGGAUGGAGGCGUAGCAGCAGGAGUGGCGGUGCUGGACAAUCCUCUCCUCAUCUGAGAAAAUGCACUCCUGCUAGGUGGGCUGUCAGCAGAACACAUGGAAAACGGUGAUAUCGCGGCUGCACUUUGGGGAUCACACUGUAACUUUGUCUGCUACAGCGUGAAACAGAGGCUGAUCAGGUGUGUGGCCCGGGUGUUUGUUGCUCCCGUCUAGCUGAUGCCAGCAUCACCAGCUCCAAAAGGAUUUAUGAAGACCAUGUUUGCUAUUGGUGUAUGACAAAAUGAAAUGCUACUUUCAAAUACACCCCGAAGCAAAUUAUAACACUUAAAUUCAAUGCAGUUGAGCAGACGAUGCAUUAGGUCAUGGUGACAUGCUUUAACAGCCACCACAGCUGAGAGGUGAAGCCAGUUCUGUGCGUUUCGAGUGACUGGCGCCUGCCAGAUGCUGAUUCCAUGAUGCUAUUUUAAUACACUUUUAUACAAGAAAUACAGCUGAAGUGUGUGGGGGAAACAACUCCGCAAAUGAUAGUACAGUUAGAAUGAUGCGCUAUACUGGUCAGACUGUUGUCCCCACCCACCCAUACACUGGACACUAAGCUUAUACUAAAGGAGAAGAUCAGUCAUUUUUUAUAUUAACAGCAUUUUCAACACUCCCUGUAGAGAGACUAAAACUAAUGAAUGAACUAAUUCUACUCACUGUUAAUAUCCGCCAGUCCUGGAUUAGUUUAUUCGUCUUGGAUGUCCACUGCUGUUCAAAAAAGAUUAAAAACACACCAGGGAAACACACCGCUGCAUUUAGUGACAUGUUUCCUCACUACAAAGCACAAGACCCUGAUAUUUGUUAAGAAUAUCCAGAUAUCUCAUGUACUGGCCCAUCGCUCUUGCUUAUGUCAAAUGCUGUCACAAGUUAUGGCAGUUCGGAGCCUUUGGAGCAGCAUUUAAAAAAAAAAAAAUGCAAGUUUGGUGUUUUGUAAUGAGGAAGCAUGUCAACCAGUGGUGUGGUGUGUUUCAGGACAAAACAGAGCCAUUCUAAUCUGUAGAUCAUUUGUAACUCAUCACACACUAAUUCUGACCUCCAUGAUGCAUUCUGUGAUUGAUACUGAAAUCAUGACUUAAGAUAUGAUGAUGGAGAAUUAAAAACCAAGUGUCAGAAACCUGUGGACCAAAAGCCACUGCCCCAUGUGUUCAC
Molecule: messenger RNA, 2754 nt
Organism: Monopterus albus (swamp eel)
Lineage: Eukaryota; Metazoa; Chordata; Actinopteri; Synbranchiformes; Synbranchidae
Gene: gss
Product: glutathione synthetase
Exons: 14
Coding region: 193-1623 (476 amino acids)
Biological process (GO): glutathione biosynthetic process
Cellular component (GO): cytosol
Molecular function (GO): glutathione binding; glutathione synthase activity; ATP binding
Source: RefSeq, a predicted model, not a curated record